AUGGUGGAUGACACAGGAGCUGAUUCCUUAGAUGUUGGCCAGGAGGCAGGUCUGGACUUGAGAGGGUGUCGCAAACGCUGGUCGGGGAGAACUUUGGCCGCUGCCGAUUGCGAACCAGACUCUGCUUCCGUUUCUAGAGAGCGAUCAGUGGGCAGUGCAGAUGAUUUGGGUGAUGCGUCAGUUCAGUUAUUACCAUCUGUCACCUUAGAACCUCCUACCCUACUUGCUGAACAGCCUGUUUCUCAACCGCAACUUCGGCUGGCUGUUUUGGAUUUGCAUGGAUCGGAAGCCGCUUGGAAACAGUGUGCUAGAGAUUCUAAAAGAAGGCGGUUGCUUGGUGAGCCUCUGCCUUGGGAGUCGAUGCCAUGCUUACCUACUCGUAUUGGUUCGAGUGACGUGUUGAAUUCUCGCACUGUCAUCGACAGACCUGAGAGUUCUGUUCAAAGUUCCACCCAGCAGACUCUUGUCAGGAAGCUUGUGUUGAAAGGUUCUCGACGUGAGCUUCCGGACGAGGACAUCCGUAGGGUGGCGUUGCUCAAGCUGCAAUCUUUGAUUUUGAGUGAUCAAUUUGCCACGCAGUUGGGUACCAGCUUGGGAAGCCUUUUGGAGGAUGGAUUGAGUCACGAUGCCGCAACUCAGUCUUUCGCUGAUUGCUUCCGGAUGAAGGCCUCUUCGACCUUGCAGAAGCGAGCAAGUUCAUUACAGCGUUUGGUAAACAUCCUGGCAGGUCUUGGUGUGGAUCGACCUUUCAGGCUUACCGAAUCUGAACUCUAUGCGGCGCUCUGCGAGAUGCGGGCUACAGGAGCUGGUGCAACGUCUGCCCAACGCAUCAUUGAGAGUUUGUUUUUCCUGGAGGGGACCGUCAAAUUCCUGCUUGUGGAUAUUAAUGCAGUGGUCUCAGGCAGAUGUCGUGGAGUGGCCAGAGACAUGUACUUGGGCAAGCAUCCUCUGUCACAGAAGUUUCCCUUGAGUGUCUUUCAGGUCAGGAUUCUGGAGGAAGCCAUGAAUCACGAACCUUCCUUCGUGCAGUGCAUUUUGGGUCAACUCCUUUUCUGCAUUCACGCAUGUUGCCGUUGGAAGGAUGCGCAAAGACUUCGGAAGCUAAGCGUAGAAUUUUCCGAGGAGGAGUCUCUGCUAUAUGCUGACGCCAUUUCGUCCAAAACCUCCCUCAGCCUAGAUGCGAGAACACGCUUUCUUCCGUACGUGGCUCUAGGUCACGGGGUGACCGGCAAGGACUGGGCUUCACGAUGGCUUCAAGCAAGGCAGGCUGAGCGCCUCGGUUUUGACGAUUGCGCUCUCCCGAGCUUUUCAGAACGGAAAGGUUGCUGGGUGUCAGCCCCGAUGAGUGCCUCCGAGGGCACCUGCUGGUUGCGCGAGGUUUUGGGCAAGCGCAUGUCAGAUUGGGACCCACGCAGCUUUGGAUCUGACCUGGGCAGGUAG
Molecule: messenger RNA, 1440 nt
Organism: Effrenium voratum
Lineage: Eukaryota; Dinophyceae; Suessiales; Symbiodiniaceae
Source: the annotation of a GenBank genome assembly